AGUUGCAGCUGCAAAGUAAUAUUGUUAAUUUUUAUAUUGCACUCAGUCGCUUAAGCCCAUUCGGUAAUACGAAGUGAUACCGUAGAACAAAAUCCCGUUUUUUUAUCGCAGUGAACGGCUCGUUGCCGAAAACAUCAAUAAUCGAAUGCGAUCGUAACCACACCAUGCGAGAAAUUGCAGCAUGUUUUGUUUGUAUUCUAAUCCACCAGUGUUCUGGUUUCGCUGAACAAGCGAUCAAGUUUGAAACCGACUGCAAUGCACCGACUGUGUCCACCGCGGAAGUACAGACCGCCCCGCCCAUUAAUUCCUUCCGAACGGACACUCUCACGGCCGAUGAAUGCCGUAUAUACGCGGAGAUGUCCUGUGGCGAUGGGAAGCACGACUACUGCCUCAUGCAUUACGCCCCUGACAGUGGUUUGAAUCCGCUAAGAAAUACAUAUUUCGAGAUGAACUGUUGGGAGGGCGGAACGCGGAAUGCCAUCGCGCAGUACGCUAGAAACGUCAGUGUAACCAGUCCCAACAGAGCCAUUAAGCUAGAGGUAGCAGAACGCAAUGACCCCGAAGACCCUGUGCAUCAUGACGCUAUCGAUCCCAUCCGUACGCAGAUCAUCGAUCUAAAAGUACAACGCUGCGCAACCGCCCAUAUUACCGCCAAGAUUUUCGAUGCCGGCGAUAUGCCAAAUCUGGUCACACUGCAACUGUCGCAAGGAAGAGAUUUGGUGGUCACCAGACGAGACUUCUCUCGAUUGCCUAACGUCAGAAUGAUUAUCUUUGGCGAUACCACUUUUCAUGAGCUGGAGCCGUACACGUUUACGGAUAUUGCCCACUUGGAAAGCUUAAUGCUCGAGGAUAUGAUAGCUUAUACUUUGUAACGUUUGUCAAAACAUGAGCAGUUUUGGGAGCGCGGAUCACUGCGAGAAAAAGAUAUGGACAAAGUCAAGAAACUUCGUUGCGAUUGUUCAUUUGCCUGGUUCCGCAACUUUCUUAAGCGGAAGCCGCACUUAAUUCAGGCAAAAAGGGAGGGAGAAGUGGCAAUCAUCGGCAAUUAUCUCAGCGAAUACGCAAACGCCGGUAUGUGGAAGGGAUCUUUGAGUGUCGACUGCAGCAGAGCAUUAGACUACAACAACACCGACACCGAGAAUAAAGAGUAUUCGUACAAUACUUCUUGUUAUAAUUUGGCGUGUUAGAGCUCAAGACUUGGUUUGGAUGUUAAUUCACGUCUGCUAUCCGUGUUCGUAGCAAAAUGGAGAGGGUGUAUUGUGAAGUAUUCGUCAGUUACGGCGGAUACAUCAAAAAUAUUGAAAUAUUUUCUAACAAAAUGGAUAGUAAAGUGCAAGUUUUGUAGACUAAUAAGCGACGCCUUCCAGAAUAUGCCAAGUGGUGCAUGGCGUGCACUUCUGAGCAA
Messenger RNA from Paramacrobiotus metropolitanus, 1405 nucleotides. RefSeq lists its product as uncharacterized. Bases 165 to 872 code for a protein of 235 amino acids. Lineage: Eukaryota; Metazoa; Tardigrada; Eutardigrada; Parachela; Macrobiotidae. The record is from RefSeq and is a predicted model, not a curated record. The transcript has 2 exons.